CGGUCGUCUCAGGCACCCUAGGCAACGCCGACGCUCCUCCCAAUUCGUCCAUUAAUUGCUCCUAACUCUUCCAAAAAAAAAAAGUCCUUAAGUUGGAGCUUUUCUCCUUCCAAAACCUUGGAAAUGGUCCCCAAUUAAUUCUCUCUUUCGCUCUCUCUGUCUCUCUCUCUCUCCUGUUUUUUCCGUGUGUUGACUUUAUCGUUUUGAACAACUGGGCGUCACCUUUUACUUCGCUUCCAAUAUAUAUUAUAAGGAAAAGAAAAGCUCACAUUCAUAGUUAGAUAUCCAAAUCUCAAGCUCUCAAAGAAGGCUAACAUUGAUCACCAAUCAAGCCUUAUUGCACUCCUUGAGAAACCCAAAAGAGGCCAUCUCUCUCUCUCUCUCUCUCUGUGGAAAUAGUCAUUCAAAGAAGGAUCUCAGCUGAGAUUCAAUGUGUACUUCAAACACAAGCACAUCAAUGGAGGACCACGACAACGGUAACGACAUCGAUGUGCCCACCCAUUUUCUAUGCCCCAUCUCCUUGCAACUCAUGAGAGAUCCCGUCACCGCCUCCACCGGCAUAACCUACGACCGGGAGAGCAUCGAGCGGUGGCUGUUCACGUUCAGGAACAGCACUUGCCCCGUCACCAAACAGCCGCUGAGCUCCGACGCCGACCUCACCCCGAACCACACCCUUUGCCGCCUCAUCCAGGCCUGGUGCACCCUCAACGCCUUCGAGCGCAUCCCCACCCCGAAGCCACCCCUUGACAAGGCAGCCAUUGUCAAGCUACUUGACGACGCCAAGAAGAGCCCCCACACGAGGCUCGCGUGUCUCCAGCGGCUCCGGUCCAUCGCCCUCGGGGGUGAUGGCAUGAGGAACAAGAAGUGCUUGGAUCAAGUCUCGGCUGGGGUCCUUGAAUUCUUGGCUUCGAUCAUCAAGAACGACGAGUCAACGCUCAUCGAGGUCAGUGGUUCAAGCGAUGGUACCAAGCUGGCGCAAGCGAGCGAUGAGGCGCUCAACAUCCUAUGCCAUUUGAACGUCUCCGGAUCAGAUCUCAAGAGGCUGAUGAUAAAUGACGAUCUCACAGGAUCAUUGAUGCGUGUGCUCAGAAGCGGAAGCUAUCAAUCUAGGGCAUACGCGAUGAUGAUCCUGAAGUUGGCCUAUGAGGUGGCAGAUCCGAUCCAACUUAUGAAUGUUGGACCCGAAUUCUUCGGCGAACUGGUCAGAGUGCUCAAGGACCAGAUCUCGCAGCAGGCAUCGAAGGCCGCAUUGAAGCUAAUGGUGGAGCUCUGCCCAUGGGGGAGGAACCGGAUCAAGGCAGUCGAGGGCGGUGCAGUCCUGGCCCUUGUCGAGCUCCUGCUCGACAUAAAAAGCGUGUCAGCAGACUCGAAGCGGGCCUGCGAACUAAUCCUGAUGGUACUGGACCAGCUGUGCGGGUCUGCGGAGGGGAGGGCGGAGCUGGUGGCACAUGGGGCGGGGCUGGCGGUGGUGGCGAAGAAGGUGCUGAGGGUAUCGCACGUGGCGAGCGACCGGGCAGUGAGAAUACUGGCGUCGGUGUCGAGGUUCUCAGUGAGCGCUCGGGUGCUGCAGGAGAUGUUGCAGGUCGGGGCAGUGACGAAGCUGUGCCUGGUGUUGCAGGUGGACAGCGGGUCGAGGACGAAGGAGAGGGCGAGGGACAUUCUCAGGUUGCAUUCUAGGGUUUGGAGGAGCUCUCCCUGCAUUCCUCCUCACUUGCUCUCAUCUUAUCCAACACCAUCUUCUUGAGAAAAAGAGAAAAAGAAUGAUCAAGCCAUGUGUACAGAUUCAUAUAUGGUGGUUGAAAUUUUGGUGCUUCUUUUCUUUCAUCAUUAUCAGAGCCUUAUUAGAAUUCUAUUCCAAUGCAAUAGACAGACUGAAAGUCUGAAAGCUUCAUUCACCUUUUCCUUCAAUGACAUAAAACUCAUCUUAGGUGGAAUAUUUGGGGAGCUGGAAAUGUCAUAAAUAGCAAUAGAGAGUUGAUUGAUCU
Messenger RNA from Syzygium oleosum, 1985 nucleotides. Its product is annotated as E3 ubiquitin-protein ligase PUB23-like. NCBI's taxonomy places the organism in Eukaryota, Viridiplantae, Streptophyta, Magnoliopsida, Myrtales, Myrtaceae. The record is from RefSeq and is a predicted model, not a curated record. The transcript has a single exon. The coding region runs from base 431 to 1744 and encodes 437 amino acids. Gene Ontology annotation, biological process: protein ubiquitination. Gene Ontology annotation, molecular function: ubiquitin protein ligase activity.